UGGUAUCGUUAUGACCUGCUUCCGGCUGCGGUCUCCAUCCAGCGCAACUCGUGACUCAUUUUAUUUACCGCUAUCAAAAAUACCGGAGAGAUACCAGUACAACAACCGGCUGCUGGUUCUACGAAUGGGUCCAAAUGAGCCCCACAUUAAACUAAACAUGCUUUUUCGGAUAUAGCUCGUCAGUUAAAGCUGCUGUAAACGACGAAUUAUGUGGCGAGUCCAGGGUUUUGUUGGAAGAGUUCUGCAUCGAUGCCAUGGCAGCACCCCCCUGCGACUGUCCCAGAACCACCAUGUGGAGGAUGAGGUCAUCAACAACUCAGCUGUCCUCUCCACCUCUCGACACUCUUCUGACAGCAGCUCUCAGGGAGAGGAAGAUGGAGAGAGGAGGAAGAAGAAAAGGACCUUUCAGUUUGACAACGCUGAACUUCCACAUUACACAGCACUCGACGCUGUGGGAUGGGGUGCAGCAGCAGCUCUGUUCAUGCAAAUCUGCAGGAGGAUCCACUCCCAGUUCUCUUCCAGCACUGAACCCAAUCUGACCUCUGGAGCCCUGACAGCACCCUCCUCCCUGAACAAGUGUGGCUAUCGCAUCCUGCUGGAGAUCUUAUCCAGACGUGAUGUCCUGCCCAGAAGAAGGAGUGUGUUGUGUCUGCAGGCAGCGCCAGAGAGACAAAGCAGAGAUCAGUCCUCAGCUCAGAGCAGCAGCAGCACAAGCAGUGCAGGUGACCCCAGUACUCUCAGCAGUAGUGACCAGGACCAUCUGACAGCUGAGAGCUCCAUCGCUGACCACCAGUGGCCACUCCUGAACAAGGAUUCACCUGUACCUGACGAAUCACUUCAGUCAGCAACCUGCCCUCUGCAGAAUGAUGCUAAACAAGCCAACACAGAGACAAAAGAUGCUAAUGACAAGGACAUGCCAGAUGAAGAGAGGCUGGCAGGAGCAGCACAGAACCUCAAACACAUGGGAGACACCAGUGUUCCUGUUAUCCUCAACAUCAUCGGUACAGAAAAUGCCAAGAAUGAGAACUAUGGGGAAGCUUUUACGUGUUUUCUAGCUGCAGCUCAGCAGGGCUACAGCAAAGCCCAGUUCAAUACAGGUGUAUGCUAUGAGAAGGGCAGAGGAGUUGGCAUGGACAAAGAGAAGGCUCUGUAUUACUACAGGCAAGCAGCAACUGGAGGUCACAGACAGGCUCAGUACCGCUAUGCAAAGCUACUCCUGACCAGCAGGGGGCACCAGAGCAUAAAGGAGCUCAACAAAGCCGUUGACCUGCUGGAAAAGGCUGCUGAAGCUGGGCUCACCAAGGCUCAGCUCUGUCUGGCUUCGGUUUACUCUCGGGAGCCAGUGAGAGAUGGGAGCAAGUCUGUGAAGUACCUGAAGAUGGCAGCAGAGAGCGGAGAUGACACCGCCCUACUGUUCCUGGGUCAGUGUUAUGAAAGCGGAUUUGGGGUGCAGCAGGAUCUGAGAACAGCAGCUGAAUUAUUCAAACGAGCCUCACAAGCAGGGAACAAGCAGGCUAAGAGCUUACUGACGCCUCCUGGUGAAGCAGAAGAUGCAAUGCUGCGCUCUAUUCGAUCAGCUCCGUGUUUCUCUGUGGCCGACCGCGGCUCCAGCCUCUCCUCUCUGGCCAGUUGCGUCCCUCCCUCCACCCUUCCUCUUCUGCCUCACUCCUGGAGCACCGGGAGCCUGUGUGUCCCCCCACCGCUGUCCAACACGGCUCUUCACUUCCAUCCCCACCACACAGAGGGACAAACCUGCCAGUGGACUGUUGGGAUAGGAUAGUUAUCCUGAGCCAGCACAGAUCAAACUGAGGAAUGCAUUUCAUAGUAUGGAUGUAUUUUUGCCAUUGGAGAACUGUCGGUGUUUUAGGAGUGUAAAUAUUGUGAAGUCUGGGAUAGAUUUUAUACUUGGGUCGAUUUAUGAGACAUGUUAAUAUAUAUUUUUAUGAGUCAGAAAGAGGUCUUAUGUGUAAAAUGAGAGAUGGAAGCGUUUCUAUUAUGUUUCUAUGAGGUAAAGUGUGAAUAAGGUGCCUUUUAGGGGAGUUGAAAAUCUUAGUUACUUUUUUUCUCAAAUGCAGGAGUAAUCACAUAAAAAGGUAUCAAAAUGUUGUCUCCUGCAAAAUGUAUUACUGACUAAAUGCUUCACAUUGGUGUCAUAUUUCAUCCUUCAAUAUUGCAGCUUGAUAGGUAAAAUGGUUGUGCUGUUAUCAAAGUACAACUUCAGAUUAAAAAGGAACAGUUACCCUGUGUUUUAUGUGUCUGACACAUGCCAAAGUGAAUUGUGAUGUUUUGCUGUUAAAUGCACAUUUUAGGUAAAAGAAUUAAAAAUAAUCCCAAAAUGUUAUUUUGUUGCC
This is a messenger RNA of Monopterus albus (swamp eel), 2351 nucleotides long. It is a transcript of the gene dele1, whose product is annotated as DAP3 binding cell death enhancer 1. The record is from RefSeq and is a predicted model, not a curated record. Gene Ontology annotation, biological process: extrinsic apoptotic signaling pathway via death domain receptors. Gene Ontology annotation, molecular function: protein binding. Lineage: Eukaryota; Metazoa; Chordata; Actinopteri; Synbranchiformes; Synbranchidae. Gene Ontology annotation, cellular component: mitochondrion.